AUGUUUGAUAGUACAGUUUCUGUAAUUGAAAAUAAACUUUCCACUUGGGAAGUUGAAGACAUCUCAGCUGUAAAUGAAGUUAAGAUGAAAGCUUUUGCUCAAGUUUCUUUACUUAAAUAA
Cetraspora pellucida is the source of this 120-nucleotide messenger RNA. The record is from the annotation of a GenBank genome assembly. Lineage: Eukaryota; Fungi; Glomeromycota; Glomeromycetes; Diversisporales; Gigasporaceae.